ACACUCAAAGGGCGACUACCGGGUGCACAAAAGAUUGCCCUCCCUUUGCACCGGAACCUUCAGUCUGCUGGGAGUUAGAAGGACGCCGAAGUCAAUGUUAAAAGGAAAUAUGGCUAAAAAGUCCGUCUGCAUUGUUGGAUCAGGAAACUGGGGUUCGGCCAUUGCAAAGAUUCUAGGUAAAAAUGUGCAAGGUAGUGAUAUAUUUGAGGAAAAAAUUCUUAUGUACAUGUAUGAAGAAAAUGUUAAUGGACGGAAGCUAACAGAAAUUGUUAACACAGAACACGAAAAUGUGAAGUAUCUGCCAGGUGUCAAGAUUCCAGAAAAUGUGGUAGCUGUCCCAGAGGUAUGUGAGGCCUGCACAGGCGCAGACAUCCUUGUCUUUGUCCUUCCUCAUCAGUUUGUGCGAACAACAUGCCAAAAGAUGGUUGGCUCAAUCAAGAAAAAUGCUAUUGCUAUCUCACUCAUCAAGGGGUUCGCUAUAACAGACUCUGGCAUCCAGCUUAUAUCAUCAAUCAUCUCAGAGAUUUUAGGGAUUGAGUGUGCUGUAAUGAUGGGAGCUAACUUGGCUGUGGAAGUUGCCAGUGAACAGUUCUGCGAAUCCACCAUUGGCAGCAAGAAUGAAGUGACUGGGCGAUUAUUAAAACAACUAUUUCAGACGCCAUAUUUCCGAUGUACUGUGGUGGAGGAUGCCAACACUGUGGAAUCAUGUGGAGCAUUAAAAAAUGUAGUUGGUAUUGGUGCAGGGAUCGUGGAUGGUUUGGGUUACGGAGACAACACCAAAGCAGCUGUUAUCCGUCUUGGUCUCAUGGAGAUGAUCAAGUUCUGUGAAAUCUUUACAACAGGCUCUAAGACGGAGACAUUUUUUGAAAGUUGUGGAGUGGCAGAUCUUGUAGCCACAUGCCACGGGGGUAGGAACCGAAUGCUGGGAGAAGCUGUAGUAAAGUCAGACAAGACAAUUCGUGAGUUGGAGAAGGAGAUCCUCCGAGGUCAAAGUUUCCAAGGCCCUCUCGUUGCAAAGGAAAUAUAUGAGAUUCUAGAGAAGAAAAAUAUGCUUCAAAGGUUUCCUCUGUUUGUGGGAGUACAUCAGAUCUGCAGCCGACAGAUGAGUCCUAAAAACUUCAUUGAAGCCCUGCGAGAGAUGCCCACAAUUCAGUAAUGGUUCUGCACUCUGCACUAGUGUUGUUACUAGUGUGGUGUUUUAUUCCUUUUGCUUUAGAUGUAUACUAUGCAGGUCUCCAAUCUGAACAAACUUUUUGCAGUUUAAAAUGCUGCCUUCCAUUAUUAAUUUGGUCAUUGACUCAUGAAAAAAACACCAGACCAAUACUCAUAAAGCAACAUUUGCAAGCCUUUGUCACGCCAUGAGUUGGUUAUUUUCAUUUGCCCCAUAAAUAAAAGGAUAGGCUCAUGAGAACUGUAAAUAUUUGGUUUUUUUAGUAUUUUCACUAUAACAUUGUUAAAUUUUCAGAUUUUUCUUGUGAAAAGUGAGUACAGUUAGUUUUCUUUGCACUAUUCUUUGUAAAAAAAAAAUGGUGCAGUUAUUCCUGUGAUAUUUGGAGUGAGAUUUCAACUUCCUCAGAGCCUGAUUUCUCACUGAGAGGGAUGUCUAUUUUCCUUCCUUACCGCCUUGCGUUCCCAUACUAUAAGGGUUCUUGUACCUAUUCAAUAGUGGCACCAUACAGAUACCAAACCACAUGCUUCAGCCACCAGCACUCUAACCAAUCAGUUCUCCACUUAAAUUCUUGAAAUAAGAAUUCUGUUAUGCAGUAUAAAAUGCUCUAGCCAUCAUGGGCACAAGCAUUGAAGCUGUAGGCAUUGAAGAUAUAAAUAUCUAUACAAUUUAUUAUAUGAACCCAACAAGUGUAAAAUGGAUCAGUUUAUUUUGUUUAGAAUUCUUUGAUGCUUCUGUGUUUUGUAAGCAUACUUUCUGUCUUUAACUGUUUACAUGAACUUUUGUUUUUCAAUAUAUCACCUUGUUUUUUAGAAUCUUGUUUUGAGUGGUCUCACUUUAUGAAAUAUUUAUGCUGGUAUGAUACUCUGAAUCUCAGUUUGCAUGGUAUUAGAUAUACAGACUUGCAUUUUUAAUGACUUUGGUCAUGUGACUGAACAAAUAAAACAUUGACAAUUAACCUGCUCUUCCUUCUAUAGUGAUGUUAUGACCAAUCAUAUCCUGACUUUGAGUAUAGGGAAGGAGAAAAUGAAGAGUUACUUCACCUGACAAACCAUGUGUCUAGCAGUAACACACAUGUUCUUUGACUGUAAGUCUGUAACGAGACAAUCAUGCAGGAAAGAUGAAUCUGGGGUUUGUGGAACUUGCAAUGAAAGACUUAUAUUGGAUGAGUAACAACUGGAGGAGACAGUUUUCCAUCUUUUUGUCUUGUUCUGUCUUCUUUCUUUUGACAUGCUUUGGGCUAUUCCUGCCUCCAUCCAUCUCAGUGGCAGGUCCUUUUGACUGGGAGACAUUGCCAACAAAUAAAAAAAAAUAUUGCCAGUGUUGCAUGUAGGGUCAAGAGACUUAUUCCACAAGAAGUCUUGUAUAAGGUUGAUCCUGUGGGCAGAGCAAGAAGCAGAGUAAUAGCUUUAAGUGUGUACAGGCAUGCCAAUUAUUGCUGGGCUUGCACAAUGGUGUGAUGUGUCAGUUGAAUUUUAGCUAUAAGCGCACAUUCAUAUUCAACACCUUUUCUAUAAUUUUUAUUUUUUGAUUUUAUAUAGAAUGCAACUCCACACAUUGAGUAAACUGCCUCAUUAAACUAAAUUUUCUACAUUUAUUUAAAUCUUAUCUUUCAGUAAGUUGAAAUAUUGCAGGUCAAUCAUGCUUGAGGUUUUGUACCUUUAUAUAAUGAUGUGUGGAUAUUAGCACUUGUACACUUUGAAGUACUAUCAAAUAAGGCUUGUUAUAGGACUUAUUAAAACUUGUGAUAUUUGUAUCCCCUUUUCAAAUUGUUAACAUUUGCCAGUUUGUCUAUUUUUUUAUUAUUAAAGUAAUCUCGUUUUUCAACACACAUGUCACUGUUUAACUUAUCAUGAGCUGAGUCUAAUUAUCACAAUUCCCUCAAGUCCUUUACUCCUUAGACAUUAGAACUGUUGAAAGAAAAGACUAUUUGCAAAUCUUCAAAAUAUAAUUUUUCCAUAGAUGAAA
Pomacea canaliculata is the source of this 3136-nucleotide messenger RNA. Its product is annotated as glycerol-3-phosphate dehydrogenase [NAD(+)], cytoplasmic-like. The transcript has 9 exons. Gene Ontology annotation, cellular component: glycerol-3-phosphate dehydrogenase (FAD) complex; cytosol. NCBI's taxonomy places the organism in Eukaryota, Metazoa, Mollusca, Gastropoda, Architaenioglossa, Ampullariidae. Gene Ontology annotation, biological process: carbohydrate metabolic process; glycerol-3-phosphate catabolic process. Gene Ontology annotation, molecular function: NAD binding; glycerol-3-phosphate dehydrogenase [NAD(P)+] activity; protein homodimerization activity. Bases 95 to 1156 code for a protein of 353 amino acids. The record is from RefSeq and is a predicted model, not a curated record.